Molecule: messenger RNA, 1389 nt
Organism: Calypte anna (Anna's hummingbird)
Lineage: Eukaryota; Metazoa; Chordata; Aves; Apodiformes; Trochilidae
Gene: CLTRN
Product: collectrin, amino acid transport regulator
Exons: 6
Coding region: 40-720 (226 amino acids)
Source: RefSeq, a predicted model, not a curated record
GCUCACUUCUUUUUGCCUCAACCUUUUCACACUGACAGGAUGUUACGGGUUUUGCUGCUUUCUCUCUCUGUAGUUGCCAUUGCUCAUGCUGAGCUUUGCAAGCCAGAUGCACAGAAUGCUUUCAAAGUACGGCUUAGUAUCAAAACAGCUUUGGGAGAUAAUGCAUAUGCCUGGGAUGCUAAUGAAGAGUACCUCUUCAAGGCAAUGGUGGCUUUUUCAAUGAGAAGAUAUUCCAGCAAGAGAACAACUCAAAUUUCCAAUGUGCUGCUCUGCAAUGUGACGGGUCGGGUGUCAUUUUGGUUUGUUGUCACGGAUUCUUCCAAAAAUGUGACAACUGUUCCUGGAAGUGAGAUAGAGGCAGCCAUCAGGAUGAACCGGAACAGAAUCAACAGUGCCUUCCUCCUGAGUGACAAAACACUGCAGUUCCUGAAAAUAACCUCAACCUUAUCACCUCCCGUUGAGCCCUCCACACCUGCCUGGCUUAUCGUAUUUGGUGUUGUUCUUUGCCUCAUUGUGGCUGGAAUUGUUUUCCUCAUUGUUGGAGGGAUUCGGCAACACAAGAAAAAGAAUAAAGAGUCAGCAGAGAGAGAAAGUUUAGAAGAGAAAGAUGAAGUGACAGUAACAGCAGAAAAUGGGAUUGCUUGUGAAUCACUGGAUUUAAAAGCAGGCCACAUUAAUGGAGUCUUUGCAGCAGAUGAUGAACGAUUCACAUCCUUGUGAGAUGCUGCCAUUGCUAUCUGGCAGUUUUUUGAAAGACUCCUGUGCCUACCUUAUCUUGUCACUACUCCUGAACGUCAAAUAUCAAGACAAGAAGAAUGUCCUUUCACUUACUUUCCCUCAAGAGAACCUUUUGCUGAUAACACAUACACUUAAACCUCCAUUACAAAGCUUCUGUUCAUAGGCAAAGCAAAUGAGAAGACUUCAGGUGAUAUCCAUUGAAGAUUUCCAGAAGGUGUGCAGCAGAACAGAGUUGAAACCUGCCUCAUGUCAGGCAUUUAAUUUUUAAUGAUUACUUAAAUACGCCCAUUGCUUGUUUGUCCCAGAUGUGAAUGUCAAACCGUGUUAUUCCUGAAUGUCACUGGGGAGCUAUCCAUAAUUGUCAGUUCUAGAUGGGCUUUCUUUCAAGUCAUAUGCAAAAGUUUCUCUGUAAAAUGUCUUCUGUUUGCUGAUAUGCAGUAUGCCUUUGGAUGGAAUAGUGGUCAGGCAUGAAAAGUUUCAUUUCUUGAAGCAAUAAAAAAAAGUUUUCACAGCCUCUGUAAGAGUAGGUUGAAAACAGCUGGGUCAUCUAUAGCUCUAGGGCUGCCAACGAUCUAGUAUUAAAAGUAAUUUUUACUUAACAGCCAAAGUUACAGACUAGAUGAUCUGGACACUGAAAGUUGCAAAAUUUUA